AUGGCCGUUCGCGGUUCACCUGCACGUGUGGAGCCUGAGGGUACUGCGUCUGGAGGUGCUGAGCCUGCGCGUACUGAGUCUGGAGGUGCUCUAGGUGUCCCGUCGCGGUGGGAUCCCCUCUCUCCACAGCAGCUUCGUGAGUGGUACUCUCGGCGAUGUCGAGGUGCUGCUGGUGCUGGAGCUGAUGGAGCUGCUGGAGGUGCUGCUGGAGCUGCUGGAGGUGCUGCUGGUGCUGGAGCUGCUGGAGGUGCUACUGGUGCUGGAGGUGCUGCUGGUGCUGGUGCUGCUGGAGGUGCUGCUGGAGCUGCUGGAGGUGCUGCUGGUGCUGGAGGUGCUGCUGGUGCUGGAGCUGCUGGAGCUGCUGGAGGUGAUGCUGGUGCUGGAGCUGCUGGAGCUGCUGGAGGUGCUGCUGGGACUGGAGGUGCUGCUGGGACUGGAGACCCUGGGGCUGAGGGUACCGGUUCUGUCUCUGCUGUUUCUGGAGGCGCUGCGUGGCCGCGGCCGUACUACGUUCCACUCCUUCACCAGGUUCUUGGUUCCCCGCCUUCUCCUGGUCCUACUCCUCCUUUCCUGAGUCCACCGCCAGUCCAGUCCCAGUCGCAGUUACAGUCGGCCUCUCCACUGCCUGGUCCUUCUCCUUACUCUGGACCGACUAGAGGUCUUACGGAGCGUCGUGAGCCUGAGUCACGUUCUGCGUCGCCUGUCCGUACUGUUCGCGCUGGUCGUGUUUCGCGUCCUCCUAUCCCUGGCACUCACUCUAUGACUCUGCGUCCUUCCACUGCUCCCCAACGUGUCCCUCUGCCGUCUCCUCCUGCGUCCUCUCUUCCUGCUGGUCUGGACCCUGCGUCUGACUCCCUACGUGCUGCUAGUCCAGCAGUCACGCGCUUUCUAGCCACUGCUGUCACUGACCCUUUGUUUGAGUCCACUGCUGCGUCUGCUCUUGUUACUGAGCUUGUUGACUUUGCUGCAGCCUGUCGCCUAGACUACGCCACUAGUCUUGUUGCUGAGUCUGCAUCUGCGUCUGUCUGUCCUCCGUCCGUCGGGGGUGAGUGUGCUCUUGGCACUGACGUUCUUGAGGACAGACAGGAGGAGUUUGAGUGCUUUGCCGCUACAGUACCUCAUCUCGUGUCCAUGCUGCUUGCCCCUGAGGGAGACCCGGAUGCACCAGACAUCCCGACCCCGCGCUCUUACGCAGAGGCGAUAGAGGGUCCCUACUCCUCUUAG
This is a messenger RNA of Closterium sp. Naga37s-1, 1224 nucleotides long. NCBI's taxonomy places the organism in Eukaryota, Viridiplantae, Streptophyta, Zygnematophyceae, Desmidiales, Closteriaceae. The record is from the annotation of a GenBank genome assembly.